Messenger RNA from Aspergillus ibericus CBS 121593, 962 nucleotides. RefSeq names its product NAD(P)-dependent oxidoreductase. Bases 156 to 920 code for a protein of 254 amino acids. The transcript has 2 exons. The record is from RefSeq and is a predicted model, not a curated record. NCBI's taxonomy places the organism in Eukaryota, Fungi, Ascomycota, Eurotiomycetes, Eurotiales, Aspergillaceae.
UUGGACGGAGACUUUGCGGGAGGCUGCCGCGCGACAAAUGUAUAAAGCGCGGCAGUCGGGCGGUCCAACUGGGAUAGCAACACGGCAUUUCCACCAUCAUCCAGACCUGGUUUUUUUUUAUCUGUUUCUCUCUCGAUACUCAAUUUAAUUCCGACAUGGUGGACAAGCAACAACUCACGGUGGCAUUCUUCGGGGCGACGGGCGGGUGUGUGAAAGCAUGCCUCGUGCUGGCCCUCCAGGCGGGCUACCACUGCACCGCGUUGGCUCGCACGCCUUCCAAACUCCAGGACCUACUCCUAAAGAACAAGGUCUCCGAGUCCACCAUCGUCAACUACCUCACCAUCACGGAGGGCAAUGUCACCGACCUCAACGCCGUCCAGCAGACCCUAAACGCCAAUGGCCGCCCCGUGGACCUGAUCAUCUCCGGCAUUGGGGGCAAGCCGCGCUUCGACCGGGGCUUCAAACCCACUCUCGACAAUCCGACCGUCUGCCAGGAUGCAACCCGGACCAUCCUGGCCGCCGCCCAGUCGUGUCCCCGCAAGCCCCGGCUCGUGGUCAUCAGCACCACCGGCCUGAGCAACAAGCGCGACGUGCCCGUGAUGAUGAUGCCAUUGUACCACUGGCUGCUGAAGGUGCCCCACGAGGAUAAGCAGGUGAUGGAGAAUCAGAUUGUGGCUGAAGUGCAGAAGCCGGUGGCCGAGCGGGCGAUUGACAACUAUCUGAUCAUCCGGCCCUCCUUCUUGGUGGACGGCGACGGCGACGGUCUCGCCAAGCUCAAGAUCGGCAGCGACACGAAACCAGCCAUCGGCUAUGCCAUCUGUCGCUGUGACGUGGGUCUGUGGAUCUUUGAGCAUGCGAUUCGGAAGGCGUGGGAAUCGGACAGUCCUUAUUGGGGGCAGAUGGUGAGUCUCACGGCCUGAACCGAUGGGCCAGAUCCGGUGUUGUAGGGUUGGAAAGUGCGG